This is a messenger RNA of Xyrichtys novacula (pearly razorfish), 7002 nucleotides long. The record is from the annotation of a GenBank genome assembly. NCBI's taxonomy places the organism in Eukaryota, Metazoa, Chordata, Actinopteri, Labriformes, Labridae.
AUGGAGUUCAAGCAUCUGGUGGAGGCGGCGGAGAAGUGGUGUUCCGGUAACCCGUUCGACCUCAUCUUUGCCGAGGAGGACGACGAGAGGCGGCUGGACUUUUACGCAGAGCCCGGCGUCUCCUUCUACGUACUGUGUCCCUGCGGCACCGACAGUUUUGUAAGUGAGCCUCUGCAGGGCCUCAAGCUUUGUGUGUGUGUAUGUGUGUGUAGGUGUGUCGAGGCUGGGCAGGAGGUGGGGUUGUCCCGGUUGGUCCCGGUUUUCCAGCUGAUGGACAGGGAGGAAGGGGAGGGGGGGGACUUUGGGCGAAGAAUGGGGAUGAUGUCAUUUUAAUUUGGGUCCACACCCCGCACCCUCCCACUCUCUGCCGGUACUGUUUUUCCUUUAUCAUCAUAAUCAACUGCGAUAACCAUCUGAACUCAACGCCACCAAGAAACUAUGCAGGGUACAAUAACACGAGGCCAGUGACUUUCAAAAUAAAAGCUCUACGGUUAAUCAGGUGGCAUUUUAAUUUGGAAUCGACACGAAAAAGGCCCAAUAGCUACAUAUACAGGGUUAAAUAGGGACUUAUCUGUUUUUUAUUUAAUGUAAUUUCAAUAGGCCUUCACUGCAUUUUGAGACCAACAUUUCUUGGUGCUUCAAACUUCGAUUUCAAACCUAAUGUACAGAUAACUCAAUAAAACAGGGGUUGUUCUGCAGAUAAACAUCAUAAUACAGUCUGAGUAAUAUGUAUUUUGAUUAGCCGUGUUAGUCCAUAAAUCAAGGACUGAUCCAAGCCUUAUCUUAUUUGAACCCUUGAUGCAAAAAUUCAACAUAGCUUUGUUUGAUCCUCUUAAAUCAAGUUGAAUUUCUGCUCAUUUCUGGCAAUAUCAGACACCUAGAUGGCCUAACUUUCAAAAAGGACAACGCAGAAGUCACUGAACUUGGCCAAACUCCUAAAACGAUAUAAUGAUAUGCACUUUAUUGUCAACGCUGCAGGUUUACUCUUAUUGUAAGAAUGGGGUAACACUAUUCACUGCCUGGUGGCACUGUGAUACAUGCAGGGGGGGUUCAAGCCCUAAUUUGCCUGAGGCCAAAUCCACCCCGCUCCCUCCUCCGGCUCAGUGACACAGGCUAACAGGCUAGAGAGCAGAUGGAGAUGACCCAGGAGCCAGAGCGUCUGUUAAGUCAAUAACAGAUUAUGUCACACUGAGCGUGCCUGUGUUAUGUGUUUGCAGGGAUCGCCCAGUCCGUUCCACAGACUGCAGAGCAAUGCUGUUUGUAGCAGAGCCUUUCUAUUGCAGCAUAUGAGAGGGAUGCUUAAAAAUCCAGCCCCUGCAUAGUCAAACUACCUCACUGAGAAUAUCAUCACAGGGAAGAAAAACACAGAGUUACAUAACACAAGAUGUAGGUACACAAGUGCAUCAUUGUGUUGUUCAUUAGCUGUUUUCUUGAACGAGUCUUAGCAUUUGUCCAGUUGUUGAAUCUCGUGCACGUCAACUGCUGAAUCCUUAACACUUGUGUACACUCUAACACAAUCGUGCACACACACAAGCCCACUCAAUGUCCUCUUUGCACUCUGAAAUCAGCUCAGACAGAGGAAAACUCUCUGUCUCAAGAUGUAGUUACUUUCGACUGAUCAAUACUGUAUCUUAUCAGCAGGAUGUCUCAAACACCACCUCUCUUCACUCUCUUUUUCUUUCUCACACACACAUACACACACAAAUAGUCCUCCCUGUUUAUCUUGUUUUCCCCCCUCAUAUCUACAGAUCAUUGCUCUAUCUUAUCACUAGAGGGUGCUGUGAUAUGAGCUCCGGCAUCAUAGCUGUGCAUCCAUACAUGACUGUUUCCACCUCUGCCAUUUUCCCUCAGGGUAACUUUGUAGUUUUUUUUUGUCAUCCAGGUCACGUGACUCUGUGUCUAACAGCUGUAAAACAAGAGCUACUGGAUUUGCUCUGUGAGAUCUGCUGAAUGAUGAGGUUUUGGUGGUGUAGCAGAGGCACACCCUAAUGUGAUACCAUCCAUCAGUGUCAGACUGGUACAAGCAUCCCUCAGCAGUCACAGCGUGAGGGUUCAAUAUCAGGUCUGUCUACAGCGCCGGGAACACUGUUUCCACAUGCUGUUACACAUGACCGUCCUGUGGCUCCUAAGAAAUCAGAUUUACAUCGCAUAUAACAAAAUAAAUAUGCUAUAAUGUUAUAAUUUAUCCACUAAUUGUCAAAAUUAAAACUACUCAUACAGCCCAAAUUUAUCUCCAUGUUGGGCAGGAACCCUUGAAUUCCUGCCUUUAUUAUUGUGAAGAGUACAUCAGGGGUUUUCAAGGUGUUUUUUUUUUUUUCUUUUUCUAUCAAUCAGUCACUAACAACAGAGUGAUAUUAAUGGUAAUUGCAGCAGCUGGAGUCAAGUAGGUCCUCUACAGCAGGCAGUCCCUAACCAUGAUUCACAAACAUGACCUAUGUGACAAGGGAGCUCAAAGACUCCUGGGAAGAUAUAUUUAGUAACAUGCACUGAUGAUACAUUUGUGCUCACAGAUUGGGAGAGACAGGAGCUCUGUGUGCGAAAUGUCCCAGUGAAUAGUCUGAGCCCUGACCUCGAAGCUUUAUCAGAAGAGAACUGUUAAACCCUUCACUCUUGUAAAUGGGGAGUGAGUCUACCUCCCUCGCUCAAACCAGUAGAUUAUUUAUCAGGAGUAAGAUUUGAUAUAUAAAGGCUUUACCUCCUCAACUAUCCUUGGAGGCUGUUGGAUGACAAGCAGCCCUGCUAUCUGCAUGCACAGUGUUCUAGUAAGGUUACAGGGUGCUUCGAUCGUAUAAAGAUGCAGUGGUGCCUGACCACUAAGAGCUUUGCAGAUGAAAAAAAAAGAAUAUUAAAUCAUACUCCAGUGCAGAAGAGCUAACACAGGACAGAUGUGAUCUCUUCUCUUGCUUCUUGUCAGUAAAUUUGCAGCUGCAUUUCAGACCAGAUCGAGUCUGGUUAGUACAGCCUGAUAACGGAGAAUAACACCACUCAUGGGUUACUUUUUCUAUAUAACAGAAUGUGCCUGUUAUUUGCAGGUUUCGUGGGUGAAAAAAAAGCCCUCCUUGAAUUUCUUUAUAUGUGGGCGUUAAAGAACAUAUCCUGAUCAAAUAUAACUCCCAGAUUCCUUGCAGUAGUGCUGCCAGGAUGAUGCAAUCUAGGGCAGCUGUAUCAUUAGAUAACAAGUCUCUUAUGUGUUUGGGGCCAAGUACAAUGACUUUAAUUUUUUUUCUGGGGUAAGUAGCAGAAAAUUGCUGGUCAUCAGGGUCUUUAUGUCUGUUAGAGAUGCUUUGAGUUUUAAGAAUUUGGUUUACAAGUCCCCAAAUAUAAUUUCAGAUGAUAAUCCCAGCCCUCCUUUGUUCCUCCAAAUAAAUCUGCACUGUUAGCCAGAUGACCCUGAUGACUUGGCUUCCGUAAUUUGUAGACAGGCCUUUUCACUGCAGUUAAACAACUCUUACUGUAAGUGAAGAGGAAAGUUUUGGUGCCAUUUAUCUAACAUUGCAGACCUUGGAAGGAGCCGACAACUCGUGCAAUAAGGAAGUUUUUUUAUCAGUCUCCAGAAACACAUGCGAUAAACGAAACACUAUUAUACUGACCAGGAGUGUGCAUAUGUCUCUGACCACAAAAGUUAUCACCAUUUACAAAAGAUUUUUAAAGAGAAGGGAAACAUGAAGGAUUGGUGCAUUUUUAGUGACGAUUCUGUACGAGUGCCACUUUUAUUGGGGCUCAUAGAUUCAUGGGAGCUUAUUAUUGGACAACAAAUGUUGAGGUGCUGAUAGGUUUGCCUUAAUGUUACUUUAUCACCUAUUCUCUGGGAAAUAAAAUCCACCUUUGUAUAAACACUCGGCCUUUAUAUGUUGCAUGCCCUCAGUGGCAUGUCUCUUCAUCUAGUUUGAUUAGAUUAUUCUAGUUUUUAUUUGCAACCUAGUCCUAGCCCAGAUCUACUGACUUACUCCGGAGGCUAAAAGACUGAAAAAUAUGAUACAAUAAUACUUUCCUAGUUUAUUAAAGCAACUGUAAAGGGUGUUUAGUCGGUUAUAGGAUGGGCUGAAAUGAAUACUGAGGCCACUUUAUGAUCAGUGAAAGCAAAGUGUAAAGGUUGACUUCCUAUUUUCAGUUAUUAUGGUUCUCUGAAUUCACUGGUGGGGGUGGGUGUCAGACAAGUGAUAGACUGCAUGGCCUUAAAAAAAUGUUUUCCAUUGUCUGAUGAGUGCAACGUUUGACUGUCAACAACAGAAGAAUGAUUAAUUUUAUUUUUUCAUUUUUUGGAUCUAAUUCUUUAGCAUGGAGGCUAUAGGACUCAGAGGCAUCAAUAUUAUCAUAAACAAUUCUAUAAUUACUAUAUUUUGUGGCUGCACAUUUAUUAUUUACCCAUUAGCAACAAUUUAGUUAUAGCAUACUGAAAGUACAUUUGCUUAUCUUUGUUUUGAAUCCUUAUUUCUCUGUCUCUAGCACGUGUGGAGUGAGAGCGAGGACUGCCUCCCCUUCCUUCAGCUGGCCCAGGACUACAUCUCCUCCUGCGGAAAAAAAACUCUGCUGGAGGUGCUGGAGAAGGUCUUCACAUCCUUCAGGCCUGUAAGGAAACACUAAUGUAACACCCUUAAAGUCAUGCUUUGACAUUGGUGACAGCAUCGUCCACAGCUGACUGACCUCUGCUUGUUGUAAGUGGGUCUGUUGAAGCCCUGAUACAUUCUGUUCUCUAUGCUAUGGACAAAAUGUGCCGAACUCCACCCAGAACUGUGACAUUUUUAAUGUAGCUCAUCGAGACAUAAUACAGAACAGAUGCAGAAAGCAGGAUAUGAUUCAAGGUGCAUUAAGAACUCUUGGGAUCCCCUUGUCAAUUUGAGUUAUAUAAGAGUAGAUUCACUUUAUGAAAUAUAUGAAUAUUAUCCUGUUAGAAAUGAGCUUAUUCAAGCUAUAUGUACACAGAAAUAACUAAGAGGGUAAAAAUCAAGCCCCCUGUGGGAAGAAGUUCAUAUUGACCCUUUUGUGAUCUACACAAUCAGAACAGGCCAUUUGCAACAAGAGUGACUGAUUUUUUGUGGUUGUGUUUUGAAGUCCCAAACAGCAGGGUUGGGUUCAGGUGGAGUGAAUAACUGCAAGAUGUCACAGAGACAUUUCUUUACACUUUCUACCUCAGCGAUUCUCAAUGAGUGAUACAUUUGCCAGCUAAAACGUGUUGAAAAAUAACACCACUCAACCUGGUACGAGGAAAAAUCACCAGAGGCAAAAGGUAGUGCUUUUGAAUAUGCAAUUUGGUCCCCCAAAGUGUCUUCACAGGAGCUUCAAAAACAAACUCUGUUAAUGAAAGAAAAAGGAAAAAGAAUAAACAACAGUAAAUCAGUCAUCAGUAAAAUUCUUAUUAAAAUGCUGUUUAUUUUACUGAGUCACAAAAAGGACAGAGUGUUAAUUGUUUUAACAGUCAAUCAGCAUAAGCAUUAUGAAAAGUAAACAAAUGACACAUCAGUCUGUAGUUUGGUUUAAACUGAAAAUUCUCAUUUGCUUUCUUGGGUACAUGCAGGUACAGGUACCUGUCAGGCUAAAAAGGGGAAGUUGCUGUGCUGAAAAAUCAACCUACUUUAACUUCACUAAUUGAAAUAUUACGUCUUUAUAGCAGAAGCUUCCUUCUAACAAGGAAGUAACUUCACUCAGCUAGCAGAAAUAGUCUGUCACACCCCUCUCAUAAAAGCACAAUGUGUCAUUUCUCCUCUUUGGAUUUAUGGCUGAUUAAACAAACAAGAUACAAGGUGUUAAUAAGAGAGGUUAAGAGGUGUAGGUUCACACUGAUCUGAGCCAAGCUGUCUGUCUUCUGUUCCCAGUCUUAUAUUUAGUUAGAGCUGUACUGUAUUUGGCUGAUUAAAAAAUGAGGUGUGAACCUUCAAGACUGUUUCUUUCAGGAGUAAUUACAGGAUUGUAUAGAGGUAUUUUAACCCUCCUCCUGUGUUAGGGUCUGCACCGACCCGUUUUUGAUUUUAAAUGCUUAAAAGAACCAUUUAAAUUUGCUUUUUUGCAUCAAGACUUAUUGACUUUGUCAGGAACCUCUAUUUCAACAAAAUAAAAAAUAAAAAAUUUUACUGACUCUUAUGCUCUAAUUAAAAUUAUGGCACUUGACAUGUAAGGGUCGCUGUUAACCUGGUUAGAUUAAUAUCCAAGUAUAAGAGCAAAAACUGAAAUCAUAGGUGCAAUGCCAGGCACCACACUGACAGUCAGAUCCUAUUCCAAUCAUGUGAAAUUUAGGAGACUCUCAUUUUGCCUGUUUUUCCCUGCACAAAAAACAAUGCUGGGCAUGUCCAGACAUGGGAGAACAAUUCAGUAUGGAUGUCUAUAUAAGGGGGACACUGAUAAAGAAAGGCCCAGAGGCCCACUACAAAAACUAUUAUAAUCAAUAUUUUCAUGGAUAAUGAAGCCUAACAAGGUAGCCUAGAGAUGAGAACCAAAUUGGAUGAUAGAGAAAUGUUUUUAGUGUAAUUUACAGCUGAUUUAAGACACGGGUCAAAACUGACCCUUAACAUGGUGGGUGCUUAGUAAAAGCUAACACAGGAGGAAGGUGAAGGGGUUGUUAGUUGUUCUACACUAUGACAUGAGAAAUACUAAGAAGAUGUCAUUCGAGUCAAUAAAAGAGUGCAAAUGGAAAGUAGUGAUUACGCAGGAUAGACAGAUGUAUUUAUUGAUUGUGCUGCUGCCUGUUUUGGAUCGGCGGCAGCUGUCCAAGAUUACUGUGAUUAUUUAUGAGAUACCUCAGACCAUGCUGUGCCUAGUACUGAAUGUUUGUUUGGUAAUAGACAAUGCUCCAUUAAACUGCUAUCCAAAUAAAACAAGAAGAGCUGUAAUGCUCCAAGAAAACACACAUACUUAAACCAUGACCUCUAACACAACUCUCUUUUUUUCUGCCUCUCCCAGCUGCUGGGUCUUCCAGACUUAGAGGACGACAGUUUUGAGCACUAUCAUGCUGACAUGGAGGGAGAACCAGGGCCAGACCACCAGCAGAUGGGGGUCAGCCAGCAGUGA